CCUCCUUUAAAGCGUUGACUCGUAAGAAAUAGAAAAACUCAGAGACAACAUUUUUCUGUUCAAGCGAUUUUUAUCAAAUGAGGGAAGUUUAAGACGGGGCUCACUCUACUUUCUGUAGUACCAAGGUUUAUUUUGAUAGAAACGUGAGAGUGAAAGUGAGCUCACUCGGUCCGACGACUGUUGUUUCUGUUAACACGUGGAUUCAUUCCCACCCAGGAAACGGCCUUUUUAAUGUAAUUUCUUUUUUACAAAGCUGCUGAAGUUAACGACAAAACGAGAAAAAAGUAAGAAGAGAAUAUGGACUACCUGCCAGAAAACAACUCCAGGUACAAAGACGUCGCCUACUGGGAUGAAAGAUACACGACGGAGCAGUGCUAUGACUGGUUGGGGGGUUUCUCCAAAUUCCAGCACAUUCUGAAAAAAUUUGUAAAGAAAGAGGACUCUAUAUUGAUACUGGGUUGCGGAAACAGUAGUAUGAGCGGUGACAUGUACAGCGCUGGCUAUCAUACUAUCGCCAACAUAGAUUAUUCAUCUGUGUGCAUCAGGACAAUGAGCGCCAGGUACAGUCACUGCCCAGGUAUGACAUGGCAUCAGAUGGACGUGCGUCAGCUCUCCUUCCCGGAUUCCUCCUUUGAUGUCAUACUAGAGAAGGCCACCCUGGAUGCCAUCAUGGUGAAUGAGAAAACGCCUUGGGAGGUUUCACCUCAAACUGCUUGUUCCAUCCACCAAGCACUCACAGAGAUCAGCCGCUGCCUGAAACGUGGAGGUCGGUUUGUCUCCGUUACCUUCGCCCAGCCUUUUUUCAGGAAACGGCUCUAUGCCCGUACGGAAUAUAAAUGGUCCAUCAAACAUCAAAGUUAUGGAGAAGGCUUUGAAUAUUUUGUGUAUGUCAUGACCAAAGGGGAGAAGCUCAGCUCGGAAGAUGCAGCUCUGGAGAAAAAGCUGCUGCAGGAUACCGAAUCUCCACCACCCAGGAUUACUACAAUAACAAAUGAUGAUAAGGAAGACUUCCUGUCUAAUAUUGACCUGUAGGGUGACUCUGAUAUAUAGGAUUGCCUUAAUAAGUAAUCUUUAUAUUGUGAUUUUUUGCAACGGGAAACUGUUAACCAAAUUUCUGCCUUACUGUUUUUAUGUAUUUAUCAAGAAUUUGUAAGGAGUAUGUUAGAGUGGAUUGUUAAAUGUUUGUCAUUUUUAUGCUUGCCAUCCAUUUCUACAUUGUUUUAACUGUGGGAUGAAAGCAAUUCCACAGUCCCCCUCCUCAGAUUCUUGAGUUUUUGGGUGAGGGGCUGUAGGUUUGAUUACAGACACAUCCUAUCUGGAAGGUCUGUUUGAUGUAAGCUUCCUGCCCAGCAGGAGGUCUCUCUCUCUCACACACACACACACACACACACACACACACACACACACACACACACACACACACACACACACACACACACACACACACACACACAUAUACAUACAGUGCCUCAUCUUUGUAACCAAGGGGGGUUAAGAGGGGAGGUACGUGUUGUAAACUAUUGUGUGAACUGUAACAGUUUGUCAAUAAAUAGCUGCGAGGGAAGCUGCUCUUAGAAGGACUUUGGGCUGGAGACAGGUUAGGAGCGUGAGCUCCAAGAGCUGGUUCUUGACCAAAGGCCUCCCUUGCGCAAGUAAUCGAUCGAACGCUGUUGCCUUGUUUUCUUUCAUGAUGAAUAAGUCUCUAGAACUAGCGGGGUUUGUGGGAACAGACCCAACAGAGUAACUAUUUUAUACUGUUUGACGUACUAGAUAUUAGUUUUAAAGUCUAAUUUUAUCAAGAUACCAAUACAUAUUUGGAUAAAUGUUCUGCAUAUGUAAUUAAGAUGUUUUAAAGAUAAGAGAACUGCUGUAUAAAUGGAAAUUGAAAUCCAUAUUUUAUCUAAAUGUUUGAGACAAAAUCCUGCAU
Pelmatolapia mariae (spotted tilapia) is the source of this 1927-nucleotide messenger RNA. It is a transcript of the gene ece2a, whose product is annotated as endothelin converting enzyme 2a. The record is from RefSeq and is a predicted model, not a curated record. The transcript has 4 exons. Gene Ontology annotation, molecular function: S-adenosylmethionine-dependent methyltransferase activity. Lineage: Eukaryota; Metazoa; Chordata; Actinopteri; Cichliformes; Cichlidae. The coding region runs from base 298 to 1032 and encodes 244 amino acids.